Messenger RNA from Terrapene triunguis (Three-toed box turtle), 1235 nucleotides. RefSeq names its product CD5 molecule like (gene CD5L). NCBI's taxonomy places the organism in Eukaryota, Metazoa, Chordata, Testudines, Emydidae. Bases 78 to 1121 code for a protein of 347 amino acids. Gene Ontology annotation, cellular component: membrane. The record is from RefSeq and is a predicted model, not a curated record. The transcript has 6 exons.
CCUUAAAAGGGGCUGCCCAGGCUGGGUGGGGUGAGAGGAGCUCUUGGCAGGACGGAGCUGCUCGCCCCGAGGGAGCCAUGGAUCUGCGGCUGUGCCUCUUGUUCUGCUUCGCUGCCAAUGUGGGAGUCUCCUCCUCCUCCUCCUCAGAGGUGAGGCUGGUAGGUGGCCCCCACCGCUGCGCCGGGCGUGUGGAGGUGCGUCUGGACGGGCGCUGGGGCACCGUGUGUGACGACGGCUGGGACCUGGGCGACGUGGCCGUGGUGUGCAGGCAGCUGGGCUGUGGGCCGGCCUUGAAAUCGCUGACUAGUAAAGUGUUCGGCCCGGGCCCCGAGUCAGACCCUGUCCUGAUGAUUGACGUGCAGUGCCAGGGGACAGAGGCAGCUCUGGGGAACUGCUCGUACACAGAUCCAGGGGACCUCUGCAAGCAUGAUGAGGAUGCGGGAGCCCGUUGUGAAGCUGCAGAUCUCCCAGAGCCACCUGUCCGGUUGGUGGGCAACGACACACGCUGCAGUGGGCAGGUGGAGAUUUACCAUGACGGCCGCUGGGGUGCUGUGUGUGGGUUGGGCUGGGACCUGACUGAUGCCAAGGUGCUCUGCCGGGAGCUAGGCUGUGGGAGCCCGCGGUACGUCACCCACCACUGCAGCAAGUUCAGUCGGAGCUCAGCACCUGUCCUGCUGGGCCAGCUGGAGUGCACCGGGCAGGAGGCCUCGCUGACCCACUGCCAAGCCCAAGCCUGGGAGGGGCGGCACUGCCCCCACCACCGGGACACCGGAGUCAUGUGCCAAGAGCCCUUUGCACUGCGGCUGGUGAACGGCCCAAGCAAGUGCUCCGGGCGGCUGGAGGUGCGGUAUGACGGAGUGUGGGGCACCGUGUGCGAUGACAACUGGUCGGAGACCAACGCCCAAGUGGUCUGCCGGGAGCUGGGCUGUGGCCCAGCCGAGCCACUGGCCCCAAAGCUGCAGGAUUGGCCCCGCUUUGGCCAGGGUACGGGGAAAAUCUGGCUGGACGACAUCCGCUGCAAAGGCACCGAGGAGACCCUGCAGAACUGUGCCCACCGCUUAUGGAGCUACCACGACUGCACCCACCGGGAGGAUAUCAGCGUGGUCUGCCAGGACAACUGAGCUGGCCACAGCUCCUCCACAGCCUCCCAUUGAUUCCCCCUGCCCUCGAGCUUUCAGUGCAUCCCCCAUGCCACCAGGCCCUUCCUCUCUGCUGCCAGGCUCCCCGGCCCUGCC